This is a messenger RNA of Rattus rattus (black rat), 1580 nucleotides long. RefSeq names its product thyroid hormone receptor interactor 6 (gene Trip6). Bases 1 to 1443 code for a protein of 480 amino acids. The record is from RefSeq and is a predicted model, not a curated record. Gene Ontology annotation, biological process: positive regulation of non-canonical NF-kappaB signal transduction. Lineage: Eukaryota; Metazoa; Chordata; Mammalia; Rodentia; Muridae. The transcript has 9 exons.
AUGUCCGGGCCCACCUGGCUUCCCCCGAAGCAGCCAGAGCCCUCCAGAGUUCCUCAGGGGAGAGCGCUGCCCAGAGGAACCCUGGGGCCGCCAACGGCCCAUGGAGCAUCGCUCCAGCCUCACCCCAGGGUCAACUUUUGCCCCCUCCCACCUGAACAAUGUUAUCAGCCUCCGGGGGUACCGGAAGAUCGGGGGCCUACUUGGGUGGGAUCCCAUGGAGCAGCCCAGCGCCUGCAGGGGCUCCCUCCAGACCGGGGAGUCAUCCACCCUGGAAGUCUGGACGCUGAGAUAGAUUCGCUCACCAGCAUGCUGGCUGAUCUGGACGGGAGUCGCAGUCAUGCCCCUAGGCGACCAGACAGACAGGCUUUUGAGGCUCCUCCACCCCAUGCUUACCGUGGAGGCUCCCUGAAACCCAGCGGAGGUGCUGUUCCAGCCCCGAUGCUCCCAGUAUCCCCCUAUGGUGGACCUACUCCAGCCUCCUAUGCUACCGCGAGCACUCCAGCUGGUCCCGCUUUCCCUGUUCAAGUGAAGGUGGCUCAACCCGUGAGAGGCUGUGGACUGCCCAGGCGGGGGGCUUCGCAGGCCUCUGGACCUCUUCCAGGCCCCCACUUUCCUCUGACAGGUCGUGGUGAAGUCUGGGGGGCUGGCUAUAGGAGCCACCGAGAGCCAGGACCAGGGGUUAAGGAGGGAGCUGCUGGAGUUCAUAACCCUGCAGGAGGAGGAAGAAGAGGUGGGCAUGAGCCUCAGGGCCCCUUGAGCCAGCCUCCAGAGGAGGAGCUGGAGAGACUGACCAAGAAGUUGGUGCAUGACAUGAACCACCCGCCCAGCGGGGAGUACUUUGGUCGGUGUGGUGGCUGUGGCGAAGAUGUGGUUGGUGAUGGAGCUGGGGUCGUGGCCCUGGACCGUGUCUUCCAUAUUGGUUGCUUCGUGUGUUCUACCUGUCGGGCCCAGCUCCGAGGCCAGCACUUCUAUGCCGUGGAGAGGCGGGCGUAUUGUGAGAGCUGCUAUGUGGCCACGCUGGAGAAAUGUUCCACAUGCUCUGAACCCAUCCUGGACCGAAUCCUGAGGGCUAUGGGGAAGGCUUACCAUCCCGGUUGCUUCACCUGUGUGGUGUGCCACCGUGGCCUCGAUGGCAUCCCUUUCACAGUGGACGCCACCAGCCAGAUCCACUGCAUUGAAGAUUUCCACAGGAAAUUUGCCCCACGGUGCUCAGUGUGUGGUGGGGCCAUCAUGCCAGAGCCAGGUCAGGAGGAGACAGUGAGAAUUGUUGCUCUGGAUAGAAGUUUCCACAUUGGCUGCUACAAGUGUGAGGAGUGUGGGCUGCUGCUGUCCUCUGAGGGAGAGUGUCAAGGCUGCUACCCGCUGGAUGGGCAUAUCUUGUGCAAGGCUUGUAGUGCCUGGCGCAUUCAAGAGCUCUCAGCCACCGUCACCACCGACUGUUGACUGCUCUAAGAAGGACCUGCUGGGAUCUCAGUCCCCCUCUGUCACCUCCCCUGACAUCUACCCUUAGUGUUUGCACCAAAUGCUGUCUCUUCUCCCUCCCUUCAUGCAAUAAUAAUCAGUGGAGUGUUUAAAAGCUC